Molecule: messenger RNA, 1884 nt
Organism: Suncus etruscus (white-toothed pygmy shrew)
Lineage: Eukaryota; Metazoa; Chordata; Mammalia; Eulipotyphla; Soricidae
Gene: CCDC185
Product: coiled-coil domain containing 185
Exons: 2
Coding region: 1-1884 (627 amino acids)
Source: RefSeq, a predicted model, not a curated record
AUGGAUGGCUUUGGCCACUUGUCCCCACCGCCGUGCAGGGAGGCCCCGGAGCCACGGCGUCCCAGAGUUCGCGCGUCGUCUGCGCGGUCGAGGAGGCCGGGGGCGCCCCUGGACCCCACACUGUGCUGUUGGACCAAGACUGGGGUGACGGAUCAGAGCGAGGAGGCCCCGUCCUGGUCUGCCCGGCGCCGUUCACCCUCCAGCCAGCGGCCUCGGCGGCGCCGCCGCUCCCACGUCUCGCCCAGGGAGAGUCACAGCUUCACCGACUUGUCCCGGAGGCCGUCGGCGGAGCGCGCCAAGAAGCACCGCGCCUGCAGCCGGCGCAUGGACGAUGCCUGGCGGGAGACGAGGCCCAGGCCGCCGUUGCCGCAGGGCAGCCAGCACAGCCCCUCUUGGCUCUCCCCUAGCCAGCUGCGAUCCCAGCAACCGCAGCCCUGCCCCAAGUAUACCCGAGUCCCCAGAGAUUCGCCCUCUCCACCAGGCCCCGAAGCCUCUUACACCUCCUUGACCGGCGCCUUGGAGGCAGAAAAGAAGCCCGGUGGGGAUAAGUGGGCAGUGCGAGUCUGCAGAGGUCUGGAUCGCUGUUCUCUUUCCUCCAUCCUCACCGACAAGUCUUCUGCACCCUCCCAGGAGGGCAGAGUGCUCCCCGCUUUUGAGUGCUCCCGGAAAAGAGCGUCAACAGACAGCCAAUGCUCUCAGCAUUCCAUGUCCAGCAAGGACACGCAGGUCCUCAAGAGUCAGCUGGAAGAGGCCAUCGUAUCCUCGAGGGAUGAGAAGAUUGUGGCCCUGGUGCUCAGCCGGCUCAAGAAGGCCCAGAAGAUGCGCGAGCUGCAGCAGCAGACGGCAGUAGCAUGGGAGGAACUGAAAGCUUCGGACCACCAGGUCCAGAAGACACUGGAGAAGGAGCGGCAGCUAUUGCUGCAGCAGAGCCAAGAUCAGUGGCAGCGUGCAAAGGAGCCGCGCAAGGCUUUGCUCAAGCGGGAAACGCGUAAGCUGAGCAGGGCCAGCGCCCAAGACCUGCUGAGACCACCCAAUGAAAAGUUGGGCAGGACCAGCACCCAGAACCUGGUGAGCCAGCGGCUGGAACAGCUGCAGAGGAACCGCAGCCUGGCGGAGCAUAGGAAGCUUUGCCAAGAGCAGCGCUUGCAGGAGCAAGAGAAAAUGCUGCAGGGCGUUCGCGAGUUCAGCAACCUGCAGCUACAAACGAGGCUAGAGCAGGCCAGUCAGAGGAAAAACCUGUACACGUUGGAGGGGCAAAAGAAGCUACAGGAAACCAAUACCAGUUCCCUGGUCAACUACCAGGCCCGGAAGGUCCUCAUGGACUGCCAGGCCAAAGCAGAGGAGUUGCUCAGGAAGCUGUCCCUGGAACAAAGUUGCCAGAGGUCCCAAGACCUCCAUCGGAACCUGAUGAAGGAGCGUCAAAGAGAGCUGCAGGAGAGAGUCCAGAGGGAGGAGGAACAGUUCCAACAGGUCAAAUGUCGCGCCCAGGAGUUUGAGGACCAAAAGAAGGCUCAGAAGCAACUGCUGAUGGAGCUGGCCAACCAGAAGAUCCGCCGGGCCCGGACCACGGUGCAUAGAAACAUCCAGAACAAAGCACAGCAUGUUCGUGAUCUCAACAUCCAGCGGGAGAAGAACCACCACGUCCUGAAGCUGAAAGCCGAGAAGGAGGAGAAGUGCCACAUUGAGGGUAUCAAGGAAGCCAUUCGGAAAAAGGAACAGAAGAUAGAGCAGAUCUCCCGACAGAAAGAGGCCGCCUUGGAACAGCUGCAAAGGAGCUCAAAGGCCCUGCGGAGAGAAGGAGACAGCACUGCUCAACGCUGUAGCUUCUUUAGCCCAAAGGUGCAGGAGACACAGUUAUGUGCUUGUCAGCAUAGAGACUACUGA